This is a messenger RNA of Plasmodium knowlesi strain H, 3036 nucleotides long. RefSeq names its product vacuolar-type H+-translocating inorganic pyrophosphatase, putative. Gene Ontology annotation, cellular component: membrane. Gene Ontology annotation, molecular function: inorganic diphosphate phosphatase activity; diphosphate hydrolysis-driven proton transmembrane transporter activity. The record is from RefSeq and is a predicted model, not a curated record. NCBI's taxonomy places the organism in Eukaryota, Apicomplexa, Aconoidasida, Haemosporida, Plasmodiidae. The transcript is spliced from 2 exons. Gene Ontology annotation, biological process: proton transmembrane transport. The coding region runs from base 1 to 3036 and encodes 1011 amino acids.
AUGCUCCCCUUUCAUGGAAACGGGAAGAGGAAGCGCUUCCCCAAUGUAAUGAGUUUCUUUGGUGGAGUCUAUUCCAAGGGGUCCUUCCAAAGUAGAAAGGUUGGGGAUGUCCCUAAAACACAGAAGGGGGAAAACCUCCCCUAUAUGCGCAAUGCACAAGGAUGGAGCCUUCCAAUGGGUGAAGUUCAAUACGAACAAUGUGGAGACUACGAAGAUGAUGUAACGUCGUUUGGGUGUCUGAAGUGGUAUAUAAACCGAUCACGUAAACAAAGGAUCUUGAUUAACGCAGGAGUGUUGCUUGCAUUCGCAACAGCAACGUAUGGGACAUAUCAAACUGUUGACAAUGUGAAGACCGUGUGCUUAGUGGGGCUAUCCCUCUACAGUGCGUUCUUCCUGUUAUUUGCCCUGCACAUGUUGAGCUCCGUGUUGAAGGACGAAUACGACUCGUACAGUAGCGUACCAGGGAGCGACGGUUGGAUGGGUAAUGGUCGGAAGGACGGCGUGACAACCUACCAAAUUCGCGUUACACCCGAACAGAUCGGCCUUCCACAUAGGAAUAGCCAAACAAUGGAACCGAAUAAUGGUGACAAACGAGGAGAGGGUCGGACGGAGGUGGUGCACGAAACGGGGGACCAGACCUUGGGAGCGCCGAAUGAUGGAUACGAAGUACUUUCCCUGGAGGACAUAGCAAAACCGAUAAAGGAAGGAUCGGAAGGAUUCUUCGCAGUGCAAUACAAUUCGAUUUUUAAAAUAUCUGUGGCUUUUACGAUACUUCUAAUGUUCCUUUAUAUGCUGAGAGGAGAUAACACAAAGUUUCCCCGAGAGAAGAACACCAUGAUGGAGGGUAUUACUGAGGAGUACAUAGAAAUAUCACCUUUUGCAUACAGCAUAAUAACCUCUAUUUCAUUUUUACUGGGAGCUACAUGCAGUUCCAUAGCAGCGUACAACGGCAUUUAUGUAGCCGUCCGGGCGAAUGUUCGUGUGGCUAAAGCUUCCACCUAUUCGUAUAGGAAAGCCCUGAUGACUUGUUUCAGGAGCGGGGCAAUAAGUGCGAUUGUGAACGUGGCGCUAGCUAUUUUUGGCAUUUGCUCCUUACUAGUGCUAAUAAAUAUUUUAUAUCCCUCCCUGUCCUUUACAAAAUAUCCCCUACUGAUUGUUGGAUACGGAUUUGGAGCUUCUCUAGUGGCCAUGCUAUAUCAGCUAGCUGGUGGUAUUUACACGAAAGCAGCCGAUAUAGGUGCCGACUUAGUCGGGAAGGUAGAGAAACAUAUUCCGGAGGAUGAUGCCAGGAACCCAGCAGUGAUAGCAGACUUGGUUGGAGACAACGUAGGUGACUGUGCAGGUCAGUGUGCAGAUUUAUUUGAAUCCAUAUCGGCGGAAAUUAUUGCAUCUAUGAUUUUGGGGGGAACCUUAUGUGAAAAUGGAAUCAUUUCUGAAAAGAGGGCUAACUACUUUGUUCUCUUUCCCCUGUUUGUCCACUCGAUGGAUUUGUUAGUGUCCACCAUUGGGGUGUAUCUUGUUCGGACGAGGAGCGACUAUGCAAGCAACCCAGUGGGAAGGAAGGCACGUGUGAAUAGCAAGCAACACGUGGGAGAGGAUAAGUAUAUCCAUCUGAGUAGCGCAUCCUACAAUGCAGCAAUGGAGAAUGGUGCAAAUGUAAACAUACACAGCGCAAAUGGGGACACAGCCCUGUCUUCCAUAAGCCGAGACCAUUACAAUGAUAACGAACUGGAGAUGAUUGGAGAACAUUUGGAGAACCCACUGAAGGUGAUGUUAAGAGCCUAUAUUGUUACUUGUCUCCUUGCCAUGGGUUUUUUUUUUUUCUUCUGUAAAAUGUUGUUUGUCAUGGGGGAAAAUCGUCCAAAUGAUUAUUCAUGGGUUUAUCUGUCCUUAUGUGGACUGGUUGGUAUGGUUUGUUCAUAUCUGUUUGUUAUUCUGACCAGAUAUUACACAGACUACUCCUACCCGAAAGUGAGAAAGAUAGCUCAUGCGUCUUUAAGCGGUCCCGCUACUAACAUAAUAACGGGUCUAUACGUCGGCAUGGAAUCUACUUUUCUCCCCACGAUCGUAAUUUCUGUAUCUCUGUUAGCUUCUUAUUACCUAGGGUUAGCAAGCAAUUUGACUGGAGAUGGACGUGCUAUAAAUGGGCUCUACGGCACAUCAGUAGCCACGAUGGGCAUGCUCUCCACAGCAGUCUUCAUUUUAAGCAUGUCUAAUUUUGGACCCAUAGCAGACAAUGCAGGUGGAAUUGUAGAGAUGUCGAAUCAACCAGAGAGCGUUCGAUUCAUUACAGAUAAGUUAGAUGCAGUUGGGAAUGUGACGAAAGCAAAUACAAAGGGGUACAGUGUUGGUUCAGCUGCUUUGGCAUGUUUUUUACUUUUUUCUGCCUUUCUUAGUGAAGUUUCUCUCCAUGCCAAGACACCUUUUACUACUGUAGAUAUUGCCUUGCCGGAGGUAUUCAUUGGUGGGAUUCUGGGAUCCGUUGUGGUGUUUCUUUUCGCUAGCUGGUCCUUAGAUGCAGUUGGAAAUACAGCCGAAGAAGUUCUCAAAGAAGUGCGCAGACAAUUUAAUGAACACCCGGGGAUACUCACCUAUGAUGAGAAACCAGACUAUCACACCUGUGUUUCAAUUAUUAGUAGGAAGGCACUGAUCGAGACGAUUAAACCGGGGCUACUUGCUCUAUGUGCACCCAUCAUAAUUGGCUUGCUUUUUAAGCAAAUUGGGAAGUUCAGAAAUAAUGACUUGCUGGGGGCACAGGUCAUUGCUUCGUUUAUUAUGUUCUCCACAUCCACGGGGAUUUUGAUGGCGCUCUUUCUCAACAACGCGGGGGGGGCGUGGGAUAAUGCAAAGAAGUACAUCGAGUCUGGUUUUUACGGAGGGAAGAAUAGCCCCGCGCAUGUCUCUAGUGUGAUUGGCGACACCGUGGGGGACCCCUGCAAGGACACUGCGGGCCCCUCCAUCCAUGUGCUCAUCAAGUUGAUUUCGACCAUCACCAUGGUGAUGACCCCCCUGAUCGCAUCUUCUUCGGAGUUGUAA